AUGACAACGUCCGAACUUGAAGGUGGUCGAUUCGAUUUCGACGAUGGUGGAAGUUAUGUUGGUGAGUGGUGUGAAGGAAGAGCACAUGGACUUGGUAUAGCUACUGGGCCAGAAAAUCAAGGUGAAUAUUCAGGGGAAUGGAAUAUGGGUUUUGAAUCUCGAGGUGUAUAUAUAUGGCCAAGUGGAAAUAUUUAUAGUGGUACCUGGCUCAAAGGUAAACGUCAUGGUGAAGGUGUGCAAAUUAAAGGACGUUGGGUAUACAGAGGAUCAUUUACCACUGGAUUUUGUGGUCGUUAUGGUAUCAAGGAAUCUCUUACCAGUUGCGCCAAAUACGAAGGAAGUUGGCAUUUAAACCAGUUUGAUGGUUUCGGAGUAGAAACAAAUUCCGAUGGGAGUAUAUAUGCUGGAGCAUGGUCUAAAGGUAUGCGUCAAGGCCUUGGUGUUCGACGUUCAGCACCCUAUGCUCUGGCAGCUGAAUUUAACCGUACAGUACGUGCAGCCCAGUCACAAAAUAGUUUACCAUCAGGCACAGAUUCAGAGCGUGGAUGGAGGGGUACAAAUAGCUCUGGAGGAGGAAGUGGUGGUGAUGUUAGGAAUAGUGGAGAGAGAGGACGUCCAGAUGAACGCAGAAGUGGAUUUGUGCUGCGCUCCACAUCUUGUCCUUUACCAUCCUCACAAUCAAAUACUUCUAGAAGCAGUUCUUCAGGUUAUCGAAGUGCUACACCAACAACAGAGAAAAAGUCACUUUUUAAACGAGGUAUUUUUCGGAAAUUGCGGAAGCAGAAAUCAACUGGUGACCUAUCUAUGGUAGGAGGAAGGACAGUUGGUACAUUUUCCACAUGUGGAAGUGGAGGUGGUGGUUUAUUUCAUAGUCGGGGCGUCGACCAGGCGGAUCCUUAA
Messenger RNA from Trichobilharzia regenti, 900 nucleotides. The record is from the annotation of a GenBank genome assembly. NCBI's taxonomy places the organism in Eukaryota, Metazoa, Platyhelminthes, Trematoda, Strigeidida, Schistosomatidae.